AUGAACUACAUGUCGCCAUCGUUGGCUAACUCGACAGGUGCCGGCAUCGGUGGCCUCGCUUUGGCCAUGGCCCUGCACAAGAAGGGCAUCUCCUUCACGUUAUAUGAAGAUGCAAAGGAAUAUCCGGCAGGUGAGGACGCACAAGAUAUCUUCUUUGAGGGUAUGCCGCUUGAAGAGGGUCUUGGUCGCGAUAAACCAUGGUAUGGUCAUUCCGGAUGGGGCCACCCGAAUUACAUCCGCAAGUCUGCGCAUCGCAAGACCCUCCUCGACAUCAUGACCAGCUUCAUUCCCAUCGAGAACGUCAAGUUGAAUAAGCCUGAGUGCUCGGUGCUUGCUGGUGCAGAUGGCAUCAAGAGUGCGGUGAGGGCGCAUGUCCUUGAGAAAUACCCCAGCCAGAUCACGUCCGUGUAUGCGGGUGCUUACUGCUAUCGCGCUGUCAUUCCAAUAUCAGAAGCGUAUGAGAUUCUUGGUGAUCUUACCGACGUUGCCAACUUCUACUUCGGAUCCAAGCGCAGCGCUAUUACCUAUCGCAUUACAGGUGGUGAAGAGUUCAACUAUCUCCUUUGCGUAGCCGAUUCCCUGGACGGCUGGAAGGUCAAGGGCGCUGUUACGGAGACCAUCUCUCACGAAGCCAUGAUGGCCGACUUUAAGGGCCCAGGCGGUUUCUUCCAUCAUUUCCGCACAGCAUCAUACUACCGUGGUCGGGUAACUCUAGUCGGUGACAGUGCCCACGCCUCGCUACCUUUCCAAGCCGCGGGAGCAGCCCAAGGCCUAGAAGAUGCCCUAGUCCUAUCGAACGUUCUCGCCGAGACUGCUAAGUUUCCUCAGCGUGGUGGAGAGCUCGCGCCCUUUAUCCAAGCAGGACUUUCUGCUUACGACUCCGUCAGGCGUCCUUGUGCGCAGAAGCGGCUAGAACAAGCCGCCGAGGUUGGCCGUAUGAUCUUCUUUCAACAUCAAGAGGCUGGUGAUGAUAUGGAUAAGAUUCUACCCAAGCUUCAGCAGGGAAGGUUCAACUAG
Fusarium subglutinans is the source of this 1017-nucleotide messenger RNA. RefSeq names its product salicylate hydroxylase. The record is from RefSeq and is a predicted model, not a curated record. Gene Ontology annotation, molecular function: FAD binding. Gene Ontology annotation, biological process: secondary metabolite biosynthetic process. The transcript has 8 exons. Lineage: Eukaryota; Fungi; Ascomycota; Sordariomycetes; Hypocreales; Nectriaceae. Bases 1 to 1017 code for a protein of 338 amino acids.